AUGAGCCAAUCAAACGAUGAGAGCGGUUCAAGCGGCUCACCAGAAGUAAAGAAGGAGGAGCCCGACAGCUUUGGCGGAGUCAAAUGCUUCUCUUGUCAUAGAACGACGGACUACGGUAUCGUGUCGAGUUCAUUUGAACAGCCACGCUGUCAGGAAUGCUUUGACGCGCUGAGAAACCAGGCCGGAGCGUUGCCCGCUACGUUGACGUCUGUGAUGGACCUGCGCACGUCCGUGAUGAGUCCAUCGACGUCGCAAUCACCCCCGGAGAAGAAGCUACGCGUCGGCUGA
This is a messenger RNA of Ostertagia ostertagi, 288 nucleotides long. The record is from the annotation of a GenBank genome assembly. NCBI's taxonomy places the organism in Eukaryota, Metazoa, Nematoda, Chromadorea, Rhabditida, Trichostrongylidae.